GUAUUAGAGCAUCAGUUUAGGAGCCUCUUUAUUUACCCUUAGUUUAGUUUAGGUGUAGGCAUUACUGGGCACGCUGAAAUCGGAUAACACUAAAUUGGACGGUGCGCAAAUGGCAAAUGUUUUAGCUCUGCGGUGGCAGUUGUAACCCGAGAUUGAGGGAAUAUAUGUCAAAAAGUAUGCUUUUCUCAGAGGACACUAUCGCAAGGCUUUGCAUGGUGUCCAAGGCACUCACUAGAAUCUGAGUUUUAUUUUUUAUUUAUUUUAGUCGUGCAGUUUUCUGCGAUCUCGUUUCCCCCGAAGUUCUUUUGCGAAUUUUAUUGCAGCGGAGAGAGCGAUAAAGGGGUUAAAGAGAGUAAAGCGGGGAAAGUGAAUCAGUAUGGAAGAAAAUGAUCACGGCAACAGAGAUGUGGUGGAGCGGCAGGAGUCGGCGGAUGAGUCCAACAGAGCCAUCCUUCCACUGCUACAGGCGCCGGGGAACCUGCAGAUCCCUCACCGGGUCACCAAUUUCUUCAUCGACAACAUCUUGCGGCCGGAUUUCGGCCGGAAAAAGGACGGGGGCGCAAACCGCGAAGAGAGUAGCCUGGCAUCGUCGCGGGAGAGCCACAACAGCCCCGCCGCGCCACAGACCGAGCCGGUGGGGAGCACGGUGCCGGCAGAGGGGACCUCCACUCCGCACACGGUUACCGGGGCCAAGAAGCCCGCUAUAGCCGCCGAGGAGCCCCUGAAACCCCGCGGGGAGAAUGGAGACCAGUGCCUAAGCUCAGACUCAGACAGUUCCCAAGCCAGCUCAAACCCAGCCGCGACUCAGCCCAUGCUGUGGCCAGCCUGGGUCUACUGCACCAGAUACUCGGACAGGCCUUCUUCAGGGCCAAGAUCUCGCAAACCAAAGAAGAAAACGACCAGCAAAGAGGACAAGCGACCACGGACGGCCUUCACAGCAGAACAGCUGCAAAGACUAAAAUCGGAGUUUCAGACAAAUCGGUAUCUGACGGAGCAGAGGCGACAGAAUCUGGCGCAGGAACUGGGCCUGAACGAAUCCCAGAUCAAGAUCUGGUUUCAGAACAAGAGGGCCAAAAUCAAGAAGGCCAGCGGCAGUAAGAACUCUCUGGCCUUGCACCUGAUGGCACAGGGACUGUACAAUCACGCCACCAUCACGUCGAAAGACGAAAAAUCAGACAGCGAUUGAUUUCCAGAGAAGUAACAGCAGCCUCCUGACGAAAAAGAACCUAUAGUAAUCCUAUGAUAGAUUUUUAUAGAGAUAUCACAGAAAAAAAACUCUACUUACAGGAAUAUUUAAGGAUGCCACAGCAGAUAAAAUACCACUAUUACUCAGUGCUGACUCACACAGUUGGUUCAGGACACCAUAAGAAAUAAAAAUAGUCCAAAAGGAACAAUAGGUCACUACUACGAAGAGUCCCUACAGGAACUUUUAAUGACACCAUAGGUCUCUAUAGAUUCCUAUGGGAAUAUUAUAGCGAUUUUUCGUUAUAUGGGAGGUUUAAUCAAGCCUACAAUGCAAUAAUUUCAUCGAAUAAAGGGCCAGUGUAUAGAGUAUACCAGCAUAAAUUGUUUAAAAAAAUAAUAGAGAGAUAUUUCUGCAAUAUCACGUCUAUAAAAGAUGUUGUAUAAAGGUAUGUUUUCAUUGUUUGUUGUCCCCGCCCCCCCAGGAGGUACAAAUGCUUACACCCUUCAUUUUUAUAUACCGUAGGAUUACUGCUAUCCAUGAUUGUCAUCAUUAUACAUUUAACUAACUGGCAUUUGACGUUUCGAUCUGUCAGUGAAGUGAACAAACUUAAGUCCAAAGAAUAUUUUUCUGCUGCAUCCAGGCUACUGUGAAUUUAAAUAAAUGCUAACAACGGUUUUUAUUUCCAUGCUUGUUGGUUUUCUUGGUUUGUGUUUGCUGUAAAAUGGAUAGAAGGUGGUGUUGCGUGCAGUUACAGGACUAAUUGGGCAGACGAUGAAUUUUGAUACCUUUGUGUUUUUUGGGUUUUUAAUUCACAGCAACAGUUUGGUAAAGGUGAUCGAGAGAGGAUAGGGAUUUUUUUUCUAACACGCCACUUAACUAAAAUGCUAAGUUAGGCCUUGCUUCUAUGUUUGUGGUCGUCUCAUAGCCUUUAAACAAAUAUGUGCGUAUUCCCUUCGUUAUACCAAUGCAUCAGUGCAGCUAUUAUAGUUUUAAAUAGCAAUAUAAAUCAUUUUUUGUAGCUAAAUGAAGGCUAUAAUGCUGCCUAUUAAGUCACAGAAACAACUCUGUAGCAUAAAGACAAUGAUGACAACCAUUUUGCGCACUCUUUGAGUAUAGACUUUAAAUGCAGGUUAUUGGAUGUUCUUGUUAAAUCUUUCUCUAUAUACAUUUUUAUUACAUAUCCAUAUAUCAUAAAAAGAAGGCAAAUCCGUCCGUGACUGUAUUACAAAUGUUGGAAAUCUCUUAUCGUUGUUGAAAGGACUUCAUAUGUGUAUUUAUAUAGAUUAUAUUGAGAAAAAAAUCUAUCCAAUGACCAGUGUUGCUUUAGAGUAGAUAUCUGAGGUGUUUACACUGCUUGUUUAUCUUGCAAUAACUUCUUUUUGUUUUCUUUUUUUGUGAAUGAAAAAUUGUUUAUGGGGCCUUUGCAUGAAAGCUGCAAUUUGUUGUACUUGGGCAAAUAACUGUGUUUAUAAACUUUGGUCAUUACCUACGAAAGUAUGAUCGAGCUAAGUUUUAGACUGUAUCCAUACCAAAUUGUGGACUUUUUGCCUUUCAAAGUGUUUUUGUUGUGUAUCUGCAAAAAGUGUGUGUGAAUUAAAAUCCACCAAACAGAAACACACUUUGCCUUAAAGUUCAAGUGUGAACUUUUUAUGAAACAGAACUGUGCCGAAUCAGAGAAGCAGUAUUACUUCAAAUGCAGACUACUCAAGUUUAAUGCCUUUAUGAAAACUGCUGGUACGACAUUAUGAAUUUACUCAUCAGCGUAUAUCUAUCUAUAUAUGAACAUGUUUAAAUGAAAUUACAACACAGAGUUGUAGAAUACAAUGCUAUUUUUUAUUUUAUGUUGGAAGUAUUCUUUGGUAUAAAUGUACAUAAUUUGUAUCAUGUAUUAAUUGUGUAAUUAACUGCCUCCUGAAAACUGCAAAAGAAGAGUAAAUAAACCUUGAA
Molecule: messenger RNA, 3133 nt
Organism: Amphiprion ocellaris (clown anemonefish)
Lineage: Eukaryota; Metazoa; Chordata; Actinopteri; Pomacentridae
Gene: en2a
Product: engrailed homeobox 2a
Exons: 2
Coding region: 377-1186 (269 amino acids)
Biological process (GO): regulation of transcription by RNA polymerase II; neuron differentiation; multicellular organism development
Cellular component (GO): nucleus
Molecular function (GO): DNA-binding transcription factor activity, RNA polymerase II-specific; RNA polymerase II cis-regulatory region sequence-specific DNA binding
Source: RefSeq, a predicted model, not a curated record